Messenger RNA from Dipodomys ordii (Ord's kangaroo rat), 2088 nucleotides. It is a transcript of the gene Fbxo32, whose product is annotated as F-box protein 32. The record is from RefSeq and is a predicted model, not a curated record. NCBI's taxonomy places the organism in Eukaryota, Metazoa, Chordata, Mammalia, Rodentia, Heteromyidae. Gene Ontology annotation, biological process: protein ubiquitination. Bases 183 to 1250 code for a protein of 355 amino acids. The transcript has 9 exons. Gene Ontology annotation, cellular component: nucleus; SCF ubiquitin ligase complex; cytoplasm. Gene Ontology annotation, molecular function: protein binding.
GCUCCGCCCGAUCACGGAGGGCGCCCGCUCGGCCGCGCCAGGCGCCCAGCCCUCCGCACCAGCUCCCGGCUGCGCCCCCACGGCGGGGCCCUAGGGCUGCGCACUCGGCGCUCGUUCCCAGGCCGUCAGGCCGGUGCUGCCUGUCUGUCAGUCCGUCCGCGACCGCGUCUGCUCCCGGCGCCAUGCCCUUCCUCGGACAGGACUGGCGGUCCCCGGGGCAAAGCUGGGUGAAGACGGCGGACGGCUGGAAGCGCUUCCUGGAUGAGAAGAGCGGCAGCUUCGUGAGCGAUCUCAGCAGUUACUGCAACAAGGAGGUAUAUAACAAGGAGAACCUCUUCAACAGCCUCAACUAUGAUGUUGCUGCCAAGAAGAGAAAGAAGGACAUACAGAAUAGCAAAACCAAAACUCAAUAUUUCCACCAAGAAAAAUGGAUCUAUGUUCAUAAAGGAAGUACAAAAGAGCGCCAUGGAUAUUGUACUUUGGGGGAAGCUUUCAACAGAUUGGACUUCUCCACUGCCAUUCUGGAUUCCAGAAGGUUCAACUAUGUAGUACGGCUGUUGGAACUGAUAGCAAAGUCACAGCUCACAUCCCUGAGUGGCAUUGCUCAAAAGAACUUCAUGAACAUUUUGGAAAAAGUGGUACUAAAAGUUCUUGAAGACCAACAAAACAUUAGACUUAUAAGGGAGCUACUGCAGACCCUCUACACCUCCCUCUGCACAUUGGUCCAAAGAGUGGGCAAGUCUGUGCUGGUGGGAAACAUCAACAUGUGGGUGUAUCGGAUGGAGACCAUUCUACACUGGCAGCAACAGCUGAACAACAUCCAGAUCACCAGGCCUGCCUUCAAAGGCCUCACCUUCACUGACCUGCCUUUAUGCUUACAACUGAAUAUCUUGCAAAGGUUGAGUGACGGACGGGACCUGGUCAGCCUUGGCCAGGUGGCCCCAGACCUGCAUGUGCUCAGUGAGGACAGGCUGCUGUGGAAGAAACUCUGCCAGUACCACUUCUCUGAGCGGCAGAUCCGCAAGCGAUUAAUUUUGUCAGACAAAGGGCAGCUGGAUUGGAAGAAGAUGUAUUUUAAGCUUAUCCGAUGUUAUCCAAGGAAAGAGCAAUAUGGAGACACCCUGCAGCUUUGCAAACACUGCCAUAUCCUUUCCUGGAAGGGCACUGACCAUCCUUGCACAGCCAACAACCCAGAGAGCUGCUCUGUUUCACUUUCACCCCAGGACUUUAUCAACUUGUUCAAAUUCUGAAUCCCAACACAUGACAACACUCCACAAGGGGCCCUGCUGAUUGGAUGGCUGGUAGUUUGGACACUUCAUUUGUAAAUAGUGUACAUUUUAGACAUUGGCUCGAAACUUGGGCGAUAAGCCAUUUAGUGGACGUUGGAAGGGAAAGACGCAGUUGCCGUUGGGAAUUUUUAAAUGUGAACUUCACAUUAGGACUGAUAUGGAAAAGCAGAAAUAGUGUAAAUAAACUCUUUUCUUUUUCCUAACAAUUUGCCAGUGAGACUAUAAGGGCAAGAAUUCUGUGAACUGUGAAAAAUGGAAUUCUCUUGAUGUGUAUGGAAACUCCUUUAUAAAUUCCCUGAGAAGAAAAAGGCAAAACUCAUAUUACAAGAUUGAACAUUCUCUGUUUACAAUGUGAAAAAAGAAGAAGAAAAACUACAUAGGAAAACUCUUUGGGCUUUUUAUUUUCAUUUGGGGCUUGUUUUUGAAAAGGCAAAGAAGUACCACCCACCCACUACCUGCAUGAACAUAAGGGCCUUAUCCUACAAAGAUGCCACACAAUAGUCUACCUCUAAAAAGCAUAGAGUGUUCCCUCAACAGCACGCAUUAUCCAGUAGGCAGUGUCUUGUUUCUUGUAAGUUUAUUCACCACAAUAAAAAGUGAUUUAAAAUAGAAAGGGUAUUUGAAGCAACCCUCAUCUUGUUUCAGACUUCCUUUUUAGGCAAACAGGGGCCUCUUUGGAGUUCCCUUUGUCCUAGAAAAAUCUCCAAGUACCUGUGCCUUUUUUUCCCCUUUUCUGAUGUAGAUCCUGUAGGGAAACAGAAAGCCAAUUAAGGAAAGUCUCAGCCAAAGUUGUGGCAAA